CAGGUCACUCUGGAACAAUGAAAUUUGAGAUCGUCUGCAUAAGGUACAGCGUUUGCAUAUGGUAGUUUCAGGUUGCUUAUUCUAUACAUCAACACAAGGCGUCUAUUUUCAGAAGCUGAAAAAUCGUAUGUUGCUUUAUCUUUCUAUUUUAUUCGAAAAACAUCGAUGACCAUUUUAUUUUGAAACAGAUAAUAAAUGUUAAUACUUAUUACAGUGUCAUCGUCAUUAACAAACGUUGAUGAACAUCAAGGAGAUAUUCCAAUGACUACAACUGUCUUAACAACAUUGGUAUCGAAAUCUGUUAGUGAUUGCUACAACGCCGAAACACACGGUCACGAUUAUAUUGGUAAACGCAGUUAUUCAAGAUCUAAUUAUUCAUGCCUUUUAUGGUUUACAAAAUCUACUGCACAUACGUUUGAUGAAUUUCCUGAUGGAAGUUUAUUUGAGGCAAAAAAUUAUUGCAGAAAUCCUGAUAAUGAAAUUGGUGGUCCAUGGUGCUAUGUAAACGAGGGAGCAUUAAAUUGGGAAUUCUGUGAUAUUCCAUUAUGCGGUAGAUAUAUAUGA
Molecule: messenger RNA, 564 nt
Organism: Didymodactylos carnosus
Lineage: Eukaryota; Metazoa; Rotifera; Eurotatoria; Philodinida; Philodinidae
Source: the annotation of a GenBank genome assembly